Messenger RNA from Geodia barretti, 2550 nucleotides. The record is from the annotation of a GenBank genome assembly. Lineage: Eukaryota; Metazoa; Porifera; Demospongiae; Tetractinellida; Geodiidae.
UCUUCUGUUAGCCAAGGAAUCUACAUGUACAUAUCUCUCACAUUCUCAUGUUUGGUGUGUGUCAUGAGAGAGAGUCUGUCUUCCACUAGCACCUUACAGAGACAGGGUGUUUGUUGUCUGUUUUGCUGGUCCUGUAACUCAGACUCUCUCCAUGAUGACCUCCAGACAUGUAGUGUAGCUCUGUACAUGGCUUUCCCACUGUCUCAGUUUCCACUCUCUCCACCAGGAUGGAGACUCUGCAGUCAUCAGAGCUGUAGUGGGUUAUGAACCAGCCACUGUGUGGGUGCUAGUGAGGGCAGGGAGUGACCUCAACCUCCAGAACCGGGUGAGAUACACAGUUACUGUUGACACUGCACCACAUAUCAUCCCCGUCCUCCAUAUUAGGAGGGGCUCACUGCCCUAAUGAUAGCUGCCAGGAGUGGGAGAACUGACAUUACUAACUUUCUACUGGAGGGAAAACACAUCAACGUGGACAUUCAGGAGAAUGGCACAGGAUGGUCAGCUCUCCACUUCUCUGCUGAGAGAGGAGACUGGGAUACCACACAAGUACUCCUGAAGGCAGGAGCUAGUCCUCACCUCAAAGACAAGAAUGGACUGACAGCUAUGGAGAUUGCUGAGGUCAAGGCUGAGGAAGGAGAGGAAGGGAGGCCUUAUGACGAAUACAGGGAAGAGAGACCUCAGUAUAACUAUGAGGGAGUCAUUAGUCUUCUGAGGGAACAUUGUAAAGAAGAACCAACUGCCGCAACCAGUCAUCAUGAGUCUUCAGACUGUGGCCAUGACAGUGCUCCUCCCACUCAACAGGACAGCUCUACUGUUGAUGAGGACACUCCUCCCACUCAACAGGACAUCAUAGAUACCACCCAGAUCACCUCUCAUCAGAGAAUAGGAAGAAGAAACAUAUCUCAGGCUCUGAGGAACCUGGUGAACAGGACGGGACAGAUAGCAGUCCAGAUCUUCAAUGACCUGGAUAGACGUCUCAAGUCAGCUGACAAAAACGACCAGUCAGAGUCACAGAAUCCUUCCAGCUACAAGGUUGAUAGAAAACAUCCAGGAAUACGAUUCUUCCGCGGUCCGUGGAAGCAGUCGGUGACAUCAGCUGGUGCUCACAUCACCUGGAGGGAGGAGAUAGGGGUGGAGUUUGACAUCCCUCCCGGGGCAGUCCCCGAGGGCAGAGAGCUGGAUCUGAGUGUCUGGCCCUGUUAUAAUGGUCCAUUCCGUUUACAAGAUGGCUAUGAGCUAGCCAGCCCUGUCUUCCUCAUAUCUCCCUCGUUUAAAUUCUCUCGAGAAAUAACUCUGACACUGUGGCACUUCUCUAACCUAGAAACUGUGGAGGACAGUGAGAGAAUGGUCUUCCUCUCUGCACCUUCCACGCCUAACACAAAACGGGCUGGCAAGAAGCCAGCAUAUCAGUUCAGAGUCCUUGGAAAAGGGGUUUUUGAGCCUCGCCAGGAUUAUGGCCGAAUUUCACUGACUCACUUCUGUUAUGUUGGUGCUGGUCGCAAGCGCAAGAAGCACUCGUCUCCUUCAGACAGUCCUCUUAGUAAAAAGCCAAGGGAUGAAAACAGAUAUGUUUACCAAGUGUAUCAAGAUAGGCAGUUUGGAGAUACAGCUAUUUUCUCGGCAUUCCUUGACCAGAAACUGUAUUUUAUUGAACUUGAAGAACAUGUUAAUAAAUAUUCGACUCAACUUUGGUCAGCCUCCUCCGUCCCAAUCAGUAUUGAAGGGGACAGGGUAAAAUUGCAGUGGCCAUCCAAUACUGGCUGGGUGAUUACUCCCAAUAGAGAGCCAUGUGAAUUAACAAAAGAAAUGGUGGAUUCUCAUCAGAGGCAUCCUUAUCCCCAAAUGAUUCUUCUGGAAGUUGAGAAGUCUGCAACAUCAAGUACCAUCUCUCCAAGUAUUCCAGUGGAGAUAGUUGGGAUCCGGGAACCGGGAGAACGGUUCAUACUAAAGCCAAAACUACGACAAACUGGCCUUACCCUACAGAGCUCCUUAUCCAGUCCGUCCCACGCCCUCCAGCCUUCACAGACGCUUUCUUAUCGUCGAGACCAAGCAGACACUGCUGGAGCAAGUGUGGAGCAAGCGAGACAGGGGCCAAGUCAUCCAAACCUGAGAGAUCUGUUCAACAACAUUCGUACCACCAAAUGGUAUGAGUUUGGGUUGCAACUGACAAGCAAUAUUGAAGAGUUGAACACAAUCAAGACCGAUCACAAAGGUGAUGCAAGAACUGCCCUGCUAGAUACACUUAAUCUUGUUCUCAGAGAAGAUCCAGAUCUGUCAUGGCAGAAAGUCGUACAAGCAUUGCAAACUAUUGGUGAAGUAGUAAUGGCUCAAACAAUAAAUGAGAAAUUCUGUUAAAAAAUUUCCUCACUUAUGCGUUGCUCAUUUAUAUACAGUCAUGUUUUAAUUUUUUCUGAAUUGCAAAGCAUGGACACUGGAUAGGAGGCUGACAACCCAAACCUAUAACUACAACAUUCACAGUCUUUUGCAUAAUGCUCUCAGUAAGUCCCUCCCUUUUGAAGUGUAAACCAAUCUAAACUUUUUCAGUGGCUG